GGCGCCUCCGGGCCCGACGCGCUGCAGCCUCCAGUCCGCGGCAGGCGGGGCGGCCGCGCCUCUCGGACCCCGGGCCCCAGCCCGCAGCUCCGCGCGCGGUGCCCAGCCCGUAGCCUUCCCUGCGCGGGCCCGCUGGGCCGCCCCGUCGCGCUCCGCUCUGAAGCAAGUCACCGUGGAGCGCCGCCGUCGCUGCCCCGCCACUUUCACCCGGAGCUGGAAAUAUGGGAUGUAUAAAAUCAAAAAGGAAAGACAAUCUGAAUGACGAUGGAAUAGAUUUGAAGACUCAACCAGUACGUAAUACUGACCGAACUAUUUAUGUGAGAGAUCCAACGUCCAAUAAACAGCAAAGGCCAGUUCCAGAAUCUCAGCUCUUACCAGGACAGAGGUUUCAGACUAAAGAUCCAGAGGAGCAAGGAGACAUUGUGGUAGCCUUGUACCCCUAUGACGGCAUCCAUCCAGAUGACUUGUCUUUCAAGAAAGGAGAGAGGAUGAAGGUCCUGGAGGAGCAUGGGGAGUGGUGGAAAGCUAAAUCCCUUUCAACAAAGAGAGAGGGCUUCAUCCCCAGCAACUAUGUAGCCAAAGUCAACACCUUGGAAACAGAAGAGUGGUUUUUCAAGGAUAUAACCAGGAAAGAUGCAGAAAGGCAGCUUCUGGCCCCAGGGAACAGUGCUGGAUCUUUUCUCAUCAGAGAAAGUGAAACAUUAAAAGGAAGCUAUUCUCUGUCUGUCAGAGAUUAUGACCCUGUGCACGGUGAUGUCAUUAAGCACUACAAAAUUAGAAGUCUGGACAAUGGGGGUUAUUACAUCUCUCCACGAAUCACAUUUCCUUGUAUUAGUGACAUGAUUAAGCAUUACCAAAAGCAGUCGGAUGGUUUGUGCAGAAGACUGGAGAAGGCAUGUAUCAGUCCCAAACCACAAAAGCCAUGGGAUAAAGAUGCCUGGGAGAUCCCACGGGAGUCCAUUAAGUUGGUGAAGAGGCUGGGUGCUGGACAGUUUGGGGAAGUCUGGAUGGGUUACUACAACAACAGUACCAAAGUGGCUGUAAAAACCCUGAAACCAGGCACUAUGUCAGUGCAGGCAUUCCUGGAAGAGGCGAACCUCAUGAAGACCCUUCAGCACGACAAGCUGGUGAGGCUGUAUGCCGUGGUCACCAAAGAGGAGCCCAUCUAUAUCAUCACCGAGUACAUGGCCACAGGCAGUUUGCUGGAUUUCCUGAAGAGUGAUGAAGGGAGCAAAGUGCUACUUCCAAAGCUAAUUGACUUUUCUGCUCAGAUCGCAGAGGGAAUGGCCUACAUCGAGAGGAAGAACUACAUUCACCGAGACCUACGAGCAGCUAAUGUUUUGGUCUCCGAGUCAUUCAUGUGCAAAAUUGCAGAUUUUGGCCUUGCUCGAGUAAUUGAAGAUAACGAGUACACAGCAAGAGAAGGUGCCAAAUUCCCCAUUAAGUGGACAGCUCCAGAGGCCAUCAACUUCGGAUGUUUCACUAUUAAGUCUGAUGUGUGGUCCUUUGGAAUUCUCCUGUAUGAAAUCGUCACCUAUGGGAAAAUUCCCUACCCAGGGAGAACUAAUGCGGACGUGAUGACCGCCCUGUCCCAGGGCUACAGGAUGCCCCGCAUGGAGAACUGCCCGGAUGAGCUCUAUGACAUCAUGAAAAUGUGCUGGAAAGAGAAGGCAGAAGAGAGGCCAACGUUCGAUUACUUGCAGAGCGUCCUGGAUGAUUUCUACACGGCCACGGAAGGGCAGUACCAGCAGCAGCCUUAGGGCGGCGGGCUCUGAGCCAUGGGCAGGGAUGGCGGCCUCCCUCAAGAGGAAAAAACAGCGAUUGCUGAUCGCACGAGGUGUGAGGCCGGAAUACUCAGGAAGAGCGCUUUCUACGUGGAAAAGUGUUCCCUUCUCAUAGGCUGACGCCCACUGGUUUGCGGCUUGGACGACUCCCAGCUGGCAGUCCGGCUUUACUAGACCAACGUCGGGAUAUAGUCUUCUGAGAAAACACCAGUUCUAUUCGAAAGGCACCCACAUUGGCCUCUCGUUUACAAUUCGAUAUGCAACUCAAAGGUUUAGAGGUCAUCUUAAUGACCCGGAUGAGCUCUAUGACAUCAUGAAAGGCAAGAGGUACAUCUCAAUGAAUCCCAAAUAGUAGAACUAAUAAACUCAUUUGCAAAAGCGAAAUAACGAGAUGCGUAUGACACACCUUUGUAUUUUCUCUAUGCUUUGGCUUAUUUGUUAAGAAAUUACUAACCCAACGUGUUUGAUUUUGCAGGUGAAGUCAGAAGCUUAAAAAUAUAUUUCCCAGAUUUCAUUGAUAUCCCCUCCCCCCUAAAACCUUAAGACUGUCAAGCAUUUUCCUUCCACUAAGAUGCCCAGAGCCCCCAGUGUGUAGCCGCCUCCGCAGUACUCGUCUGGUCUGCUUCCUGUCGUAGCGUCUUUUGUGCGCACGCAGAGCAGUGGGUUCCGCGCGUCCUGGACCCUCCCCGCCGGCUGCCGGGCUCACCCAGGCCUCCCAGGAAGAGGAGAAGAGCCUCAGGGACUGCUCCACCUUAAGAAGGAAUAUUUUUAACAAUCCAGCUCUUCAAUUCCACAAUUUCCUGUAUACAGACUUUUGACAAUUUAGUUUGGAAGAACAAUAAGAUUCUAAUCUGCAGAAAUUUACAGGGCCUUAAGAAACAUAGGAAUUUCCUUUAUCGCUUCAUAUGAUUUGAACAUUAUUUUAAUGAUCAAAUGUUAAUUUUAGUUGUACUCUAGAAAGUAAAAAUGACAUUUGGGGCUAUUUUUGUGAUUCAGAUCUUUUCUAAAUUGAAUAAGAAUGUGUGUGAGACUAUACAUGGAUAUGAAGGAAAAAUGAGUGACUAUGGAGGCUCAGAUGAGCCACUUUAGCAAGGGAUACAGGAGGUUUCGUUUACUAAAUUUUUUCUACUGUAACUUUGGGAAAUGCUAUAUCACAUCAUGUUUCACUUAUGCUGUUGUGUAUAUACCUAAUAUUUCUAUUUUUUGAUUUUAUUUUAAUACACCUGGCCCAGUAACAUCUCAAGCUUUUUACUUGUGUUCAACAUUUCCAGUUGUUGUCAACAUAUAAAUGAGUGUAGACCAGGAAAAUGAGAGGUGAUUUCAUACAGUUACAUUGUUUUAAAAAUGUGUACAAGUUUACCCCCAUCCUUUGAGCAUGUUCAGAUUAGAGAAUGGAGUUGCUGAUGGCUUGGACACCUGAGCAUCCCUGUUGGGUACCACAUAGGAUUUAUUUUCAAAUAGGCAUAGCAGGCACCAUUAAAAUUUCAUUUUGUAUGUGUGGCUAGCUGUUGGGUGCUGAGGGGAAGAGAUAGCCUACUUUUUCCUAAAUUUUAACUUCUUCUCCUGUGAAAAAUUUUUUUAAUGUCCUUUCUAAAAGUCUUGAUUCACAAGUUGGAUUCACAAAUUCUUGAUUUGCCAUAUUCACAGAGAUAGAAUAUCAUCAUCAUAUAAUAUCUGCACAGCUGGUUGCUUGAUUCACAGUGGUUAAGUUUUCUACACACACACACCUGUCCACAUUUUAUUUCAGAAUUCCACAUAUGACCCAACAUAUUACGUGGAAAGAAAGUAUAAAGAAUCCCUAAAGCAAAAAGAAGUCUCUAGAAAUUACUAAACUUUGUUUUUCUUCUUUCAAUUCUGCUUACUUUUCCAUUGUACAUGCAGAUCUCUCAAGUGGUAUGUGAGCCUUUCUUCCAGAUGUCUGCUUCAUUGCCUUGAGACCUCAUCAACCCCCUUUCAGCAUGUGCCCGAGCCACACAGGACUCAGUGGACAGAGAGCACAGUCUUCCUUGGGCAGCAGGAUUCCAGCCUCCUCAUGACUGAGGGGCACAGUGAGGGGCUGAAUAGGGGUUUGCGUAAAUCUCAGGGACUCCAGUGGUGAGCAGAAUGGCCUCCAUCAUCAUGUUCCAGGUCAUUAUUGAGCACUUGAAAAGUAGAAUGCCUAUCCGCACCCCCAAGGUCCUGCCUUUGUUAUUCUGCAGUGUGGGAUGUACAUCAGUAAACUUGAAAAGCUUCCCUGGUGACUUUUUAUACCUAGGCUUGACCCAUUUGCAGAAUUAUCUGCUCAAAAGAAAACCAACCCUCUCUUUCCUCAGAUGGCUUGUUGCCCAAAAGAGGAUGUAGGAGAAGAGCAGGAAGGAGAAAAUGUUCCUUUUUCCCUCAUUAUGAACCUGAAGCUCACUGAACCUGAAGUAAAACUUGUAGAACUGACGCUGAUGUCCUUAGUAGAAGGCAACACUUGGUGCUCCCUCAGCCCUCCAAGCAGCUUCCCUGGGGUCUGUCAGAGCCCCACUGGAAAGUAUAUUGCCCAGGUGUUCUUUUGGAGGAGAUACUCUACUGCAGGAGACUUGACCCUGUCCGAAGAGUGUGUAAGAGGUCAAUAAAAGGAGGCCCCAUACUUACUUGCUUACACAGAGGGAUAGAUCAAGGGCAGUGAGCUGUAAGCAUAAACUCAUUUCCAAUUUUGCCUGUAAUGAUGGCUUUCCCUUGGAAUGAACAAACUACAUCUGGGGAAGCAGCUGCUAAAGGUACUCAGUACUGAAACACCAGCAUUUGAAUUAAAACAAAAACUCCAUAGCUCAGCUCCCAGGCUUUAUGAUUUUAACUCAUACUCUACCACCAGUUAGUUUCUUGCAUUCUCAUCCAAAAACAUGCUCAAAUGAGAUUACACCUCCUGUUUUCUGUUUCUGCCUAGUUAAAUUGGGACUCCAGCUCUCUGUGUCCUACAUUUUGACUACUGAACUCUUUAGAUGAAGUGAGGAUGGACUUAACCAUUUUUCCUGAUGUAAGUGGUGAUUACAAAUACACAAAGAUACACAUACACCCACCAUUUGCUCAGUGCCCUCUUUGUGCUUUGGCAUUUUAUGAAAAUUACAUCUGAGUCACACAACACCCCUUGAAGGUAUGGACAGUUCUGUCACUAUUUAACAGCCGAGAAAUCAGCUGCAUUCAAGGCCACAGAAGGAGAAACCUGGCUUCACUUCAUGCUACAUCCUAGUGAAAUAAAAGAAGUCACUCUAUAGUGAAUCUCCCUGACGCAGUGGGGUGUUCUCAGGGCAAAGGAAGUACUUACAGAAUGUUUCUAUUGGAGGUCACACAGAUGUGAGGGAAAAUUUCUAUUAAUUUAGGAAGAAAAGUCAUGCAAGAAUUCGACUCACCACUCACUUUUUUAAAAAGCAAUUUACAGAGACUGCAUUCUGAACAAAACGCUUUGAUAACAUUUAUGCUUCAUUUUGUAACAUGAAGUUGCACUAAACUGAUAAAAUCUUAUCUCAGAAAAUGCUAAUCUGAUAGAUGUAUAGGAGGAAAGCCAUCCAAUUUAAUUUCCUGUGUUCAUAUGACUAAAUACUUAAGGUAAGAGUGAGUACCAGAAAUGACAUGGGGUUCUCAAAAAUCAUGUAAUCUUUGGUAUUCCCCUAAAAUAUGGAAAUCAUAAAGGCAUUCUUAGUGGUCUCUAUAAGUCAUUGGAAAAAUUAGAAAUAACCUGGAUUGGCAAAUGUGCAAUAUUAACACAGAACUCUAGAAUCAAAGGUGACAUCAUUUACAGCACCAAAUGCAGAUACCAAUUCACGACGACGGGAAUAAUCUGUGAAUUUUUUUAUUGUACUUAUGCUGGACUUGGACAACAAAUCCUUACUCUCAUCAACUACUGUUAGGGUCAGAUGUGUUAUUAUUAUUUCAAGUUUGUUUUUUUUUAUCUAAAGGUUAAUGCAAUGACUAUAUUGACUAUUUGGUGCUUUACCUUCAGUGGACAUGGGGGAAUAACCCUUAAAUCACAUAAAACAUGUUUUGCAGAAAAAUGCCUGAAUUCAUACUCAGUGGAAUGAAUGUAGCCUAAAAAAUAGCUUCAGGUCAAGUUUGGCCAUCAAAUGAGUUUUUUAAAAAACUUGACCUAAAGAGUUUUCCAGACUUUGGGAUUGUGGAUAAGGGGCUGGAUCUGGACCCAAAGAGCUUGAAGAAUGUGUGAGACUCAGAGGUGCAUCCACUCAGAUGGCGGCAUGAGGAUUGUGCAUAAAACCCAUUUUAUGCAGCCAUGUUCUAAGCUGAAAAUAUUUAUGCAUCUCUGAAACAAUCAGUCAUUAAAAUAAUCUCUGAUCAAAUACA
Molecule: messenger RNA, 6104 nt
Organism: Manis javanica (Malayan pangolin)
Lineage: Eukaryota; Metazoa; Chordata; Mammalia; Pholidota; Manidae
Source: RefSeq, a predicted model, not a curated record